AUGGUGUCCGCCAUCCCUUUCGUUGUCGUGGUCGUUCUGGUCGCCAUCGGGGCACCCUCACCCGCCAUGACCGCGCCCGUCGACCUCGUCGGAGCCCGAGUAAAGCGUUCGUCUGCUCGAUCCCCCGUCGCCGAGGGUAUACUCGACAUCGCGAAACGGUCAACAAUAUGGAGCGGUGAGCCGAUAGCUCCUGUCGAAUUCAUUUCGUACUGGCCAGCCAUAACUUCGCCGCUGCACAACCAAGUCCUGAAUGAAGGCGAAUCGUUCGAACUCGCUUGGUGAGUUCCAGAGGCGUUCGAGCGCGGCAUUCCGCUUCAUUCGAGUUUGCGAAUAUGUUUUGUGUGUAUAUACAUGCGUUAUACCUCGGCCAGGGUCAGGGUGGCCUGCACCUCGGUUUGCCUUUGACGCGUCGGUCUCGAUGAUCGCUUGGCGCGCCGGUGCACGGCGAGGCGAUGCGCGGCGCUGCGCUUGCCCGGUGACGCGACAGCCGCACGAGGCUAGUCGAACACUGCAACGGCACGAUUGCCUAGCAACGGGCCGGCCGACUCGGGGAAUAUGCACCCGUUGUGCUAUCCGUUUCAAAGGAAGGGGGCGCAGUAUGCACCAACCCAAAACACACGAUUGUGCCACUCUUUCAAGCUGUUCGGAGGCAAGGAACUGACCAGUCGACGUCCUCUCCCAUACGCCUUGCCCAUUCGCUCCUCCAAUGCACGCGCUGUCCUCCCAAAACAUGCCGCCUCUCGACGCAUACUCUCACAGGAACAACACCUUACCACCAUGUUCGUCCCUGACUUGCACCUCUGUUGGUACUUCUUUGCAUCCCAACACCUGACUAACCGAAUCUCGGCCCACUUAUCGUACCCAAUUCCCCCUGGUCGAAUUUUCCUCGGUGCCCAAACAACAGAUGCCACGAACCAAUACUCGCAGAAUGCCCUACUCCUGCUGGGCUACAUCUCGCCGUACAGCGAGGGACUCCAUCUCGAUGUGGACCAUCCUUUGGGCAUCAACAUCUCACUUUAUAACGGCGCAAAUACCUUCACCUUCACCCUGCCGACCAAUCUCACAACGCGCAACUCUUACGUCCUCGUCCUUGGAUCGACGUCGAACGCGGGACCACCCUUUACCAUUCGCGGUACCGGCCCUGCGGACCCCGAGGCGAGUGAGACUGCUUCGUCGACUACAGGUCGGAUGAUCGAGGCCCUCCCGACGACGUACAUUCUCGGCGGCGUAACGACCGUGGUCAAUGGACCGAGUACCACCACCGCCGCUGCACCCACCGCCGCUGGCCCAACACCGGCACCGGGGUCGACAUCUGCCCGUGCCACAGCCUCGCCCGUCAUCGCGAUCGUCUCGUCUUCGAGUAGCACAGCCACACUGACCACCUCGGCGGCCGCGGCCGAGUCCAACACGACGUCUCGGACCAGUUCGGCGCAUCACUCGACGAGGAUCAACACGCCCCUAUUGGCCAGCGUCCUCAUCGGCCUCGGCUACUUUGCAUUAUGCUAA
Molecule: messenger RNA, 1506 nt
Organism: Microbotryum saponariae
Lineage: Eukaryota; Fungi; Basidiomycota; Microbotryomycetes; Microbotryales; Microbotryaceae
Source: the annotation of a GenBank genome assembly